Messenger RNA from Nannizzia gypsea CBS 118893, 915 nucleotides. Its product is annotated as phosphoglycerate mutase. The record is from RefSeq and is a predicted model, not a curated record. The coding region runs from base 1 to 915 and encodes 304 amino acids. Gene Ontology annotation, molecular function: phosphatase activity. NCBI's taxonomy places the organism in Eukaryota, Fungi, Ascomycota, Eurotiomycetes, Onygenales, Arthrodermataceae. Gene Ontology annotation, cellular component: cytoplasm. The transcript has 4 exons.
AUGCCUCCAGUUCUUCACUGCGUCCGCCAUGCUCAGGGCUUUCAUAACCUCUGCAUUGAAAACCAUGUCCUGCAAGACCCGUUGCUUACCCCGUUCGGCGAAGAGCAAUGCCGUACGCUCCGGGCGAACUUCCCAUACCAUGCAGACGUUGAAUUGAUAGUCGCCUCGCCGCUUCGACGAACAAUCUACACUGCACUGCAUUCAUUUGCAAAUAUAAUCCAAGAAAAGCAACUCACAAUUAUUGCGUUGCCGGAGAUCCAGGAAACAAGUGACGUUCCUUGUGAUACCGGAAGCGACCUUUCUGAUCUAAAGAAGGAGGUCGAAGAAAAGGGGUUGCCAGUUGAUCUAUCUUUGGUCCCAGAAGACUGGAAUGAUAAGACAACAGAGAAAUGGUCAGCGAAUGCUAAGUCCGUUACAGCGCGUGCUCGUCAAGCUAGACAAUGGCUGAAGGCGCGGCCCGAGAAGCACAUUGCCGUCGUUUCUCACGGAGGCGUCCUCCACUAUUUCAGCGAAGAUUGGCAAGACAGUACUCUCUACCAAGUCACGAAAAAGCCACCAAGCCCGAAUAAAUAUGCUAACGGUCGUCCGUCGCCCAAAUGGCCAGGCACCGGCUGGGCCAACACGGAGUUCCGCACGUUUCACUUUACCGAUUCUGCUGACACCGAUGACUUGUAUGGCAUCAAGAUUGACGGUGACAACGCGAGUAUUCGAGAGUCAGUUGAUUCAAGGAAGAGAAGAGGGAAAACAGUAGCUGAGCCGCCAUCUCGUGAAAUGCAAAAGCAGUUCUUCCACCAGGCUAUGACUGGGUGGGAGACUCAGACAGCAGAGGCUUUGGCAGCGAGUCAAGGCACAGAUGAGGAGAAGGAUAGAGCCAUGGAAGUUAUGCAGAAGCAGCCUAUCGCUGCCGCUGAAUAG